Molecule: messenger RNA, 3578 nt
Organism: Equus caballus (horse)
Lineage: Eukaryota; Metazoa; Chordata; Mammalia; Perissodactyla; Equidae
Source: RefSeq, a predicted model, not a curated record
AUAUGCCUCCCACUUGCUUCCCACUUUUUCUUUCCCUGAAGCCCAGGCCAGAUUGCAACAUCAUUGGCGUAAGCUUUGUCUUGCCACCCAACAAGAAAUGUGUGACACUCUGGGCUCCGGCCUGAUUCUGCUUGAUUUUUUCCCUUGACUUUGGCAUUUUCACUUUGAUGUCUUCCCAGAGAGGCAGGGGGUGGGGACCCCAGCCCCAGAUGGUGACGUUGGGGGCUGGCCCAGGCCUGGGGUGUGGAGGAACCUGACUACCGGGCUUCCUGUCUCUUCAUUUAACCACGUCUCUGCAGAAGUGACAAGUGCUCUCCCCAGUGGGCUCCUGGUUGCAGAGCUCCCAGACCUCACAUAGGCACACCUGUGUGAGAAGCAGAGGAGAAGAAAGACACAGGCCCAGAGCCUUCCCAGCUCACGGAAACCGCUCCUGCUCCUUCAUCUGAACUCCCAAACAGCAUCUUUCUGCCUGUCUCACUCGGAGGCCUUCUGGGGUUGGUCCGACGACGGCCCUGCCCUUCCUGUGGGGGAGGCUCAGGUUCCCCCCUGCUUCAGCAAGGCCACGAUGGACAGGGGAACCUCUUUUGGGCACCUGCUCCUGCUGCUACAACUAGCGCUGCUUCCAGCAGUCACUCAGGGAAGAGAAGUGGUGCUGGGGAAGGCAGGAGAGACAGUGGAGCUGCCCUGCCAAGGUUCCCAGAAGAAGAAUGUGUUCUUCAACUGGAAGUAUCCUUCCGAGGUCAAGAUUCUGGGAGGUCAGCGCACCUGGUGGGUUAAAGGUAACACCAAGCUGAAAGAUCGCAUUGAAUCAAAAACGACCCUGUGGGACCAAGGGUCCUUUCCUCUGAUCAUCAAGUAUCUUGAAAUAACAGACUCAGGGACUUACAUCUGUGAAGUGGAGGACAAGAAGACAGAGGUGGAAUUGCUGGUGUUCAGAUUGACUGCCAACUCCCACACCCACAGCAGCAUCCGCCUGCUGCUGGGGCAGAACUUGACCCUGACCUUGGAGAGCCCCUCUGGUAGUAACCCUUCUGUGCAAUGGAAGGGUCCCAGGCAUCAAAACACGACUCAGGGGAGCCGCUUCCUGCUCAAGCUGGGGUUGCAGGACAGUGGCACCUGGACGUGCACCGUCUCCAAGGACCAGAAGACACUGGUGUUCAACAUAAACAUCUUGGUGCUGGCUUUCCAGAAAGUCUCUCGCACAGUCUAUGCGAAAGAGGGGACACAGGCGGAGUUCUCCUUCCCGCUUACCUUCGCAGACGAAAACCUGAGCGGGGAGCUGCAGUGGCAGGCAGAGGGGGCUUCCUCCCAGCAGAAAUGGAUCUCCUUCUCCUCGGACAACAGGAAGGUGUCUGUGACAGGUGUUUCCUCACACCUCAAGCUCCAGGUGGAGGAGAUGCUCCCGCUCCGCUUCAAGCUGCUCCAGGCUCUGCCUAAGCAUGCCGGUUCUGGAAAGCUGAGACUAUUUCUUGCCAAGGGCGAGUUGCAACAGGAAGUGAACCUCGUGGUGAUGAGAUUGACUAGGUCCCAGAAUGAUGUGACCUGCCAGGUGCUGGGACCCUCCUCCCCCAAGCUGAUGCUGAGCCUGAAGCUGGAGAACCAGACUGACCAGACUGCAAAGGUUUCAAAUUCGCAGAAGCUGGUAAAGGUGCCGGACCCUGAGACGGGGACAUGGCAGUGUCUACUGAGUGACAAUGGCAAAGUCCUGCUGGAAUCCAAGAUCGAGGUUUUGGCCACAUCGUUCCCCCAAGCCUCGCCAAAGCUCCUGGCCGCCGUGCUGGGGGGUGUCGCAGGCCUCCUGCUUUUCACUGGGUUCUUCAUCUUCUGCUGUGUUAAGUGCUGGCACCGCAGGCUUUUCCCUGUCCCCUCUCCAAGGGGCACCUCCCUUCUGGAGGCCUGGGACCCUCAUGACUCCCUUCCUUCUUCCUGGACAGCGCCAGGCAGAGCGGAUGUCUCAGAUCAAGAGACUCCUCAGUGAGAAGAAGACCUGCCAGUGCCACCACCGGUUCCAGAAGACAGGUAACCUCAUUUGAGGCACUGGCCAGGGGGCGCUCCCCACUUGCAGCCUCUCCAGCCGUCUUCCUUGCGUUUCCUGGACCUGUGAACCAGACAGAUGUAGCAGAUCCCAGUGCCUCUGGCCAUCUCCUGUUCUCCUUGUUCACAGUUGGCCAUCCGUGUUCCUUUUCCAGAGGCUUACUCACACCAUCUCUUCCCAUUUCCUCUUCACUCAAGCCCUAGCCCUUCUUUGAUUAUUUCCUCUCAGCUCUCUCCGUCACUGCCCGCUUGGAUCCCAGGAGAGCAUGUGGGACCAGCCCUGCCUGGCCUGGAGGGUGAGGCUGGGCCUCUGAAGCAUGUAGCACAUGUCAACAUGACAUGUAGGACUGUCAUUUUAAGGGAGAGGACCCUGGAAUCAGAGAGGGCAGGGACCAGCCCAAGAUCACAAUAGCCAGUCGAGGAAUAGCCAGUCGAGGACAGACCCAGAUCCAAAGGCUCCUGACUGCCAGCCUCCACUGCUCCGUUUGGCCUGCUUCUCACCCUGUGUGGGCUGGGCUACAGACUCACACCCCGCCCUGUGCACAAACAGGCACCCCUGGACACGCACCCACGUACACAGCCCAAACUUGUGCACAGACGCAGUUCCUUAUCACCCAAGCAGACUCUCUCAGUUUAUAAACCAGUUUCACAUCCUUUGUCUAUUUGAACCUUAUGCAAAUCCAACAAGGCUGGUAAUGACAAGCCCAAGAUUAGUAUCUCCAGUUUGUAGACCAGAAAUGGAACUGGGAAGGUAAGAUGUGCCCAAGGUCCCACAGCUAGUAAGCGCCAGAGUCAGGACUAGCCCAUGUCUCUUGCCCCCUAAUUCUACUGCUAUUUCUUGAGCACAGGGACAAACACCACAGAGACCUCUGCUGGCUAGUCAUAGAUGCCCAGGGUGUACCUUUGGAUUCACAGGAGCACACCACCACAGGCAGGGCCUGCCUCAGAGAGUUCAGGAACACGGGGGAGGGCCUCCCUGCCUAAGAUCCCUCCUUCAUCACCUCCUGGGGGCAGAAUCUUAUCAGAGGACACAGCCUUCAGUUCUCCUAAUCAGAGCACAGGCUGGGAGUAAGGCCCUGUGGGAGGGAGUGCCCAGUGACCUGCCACUCACCCUGAGCAGAACCUUCUGGAAGGUGAGCUUCCGGAAGGUGGGGGAGAGGGUAGGGAGCUGGCUUGAAAGUGAAACUGUGAGGGACCCUCCUCUGAAAGGUGAUAGUGCUGGGCCUCAGUGCCCUCGCCCUGCACCCUCCUCCAUCUCUCCCCAACACCAUUCAGGACACAGGAACUUGGGGUGACAAGUAUUCUUCCUCCUUCUCUUGGUCCAUUUCUCUCAGGAUCCCAACCUCCUCUGCCUCUCCUUCCUUUCCUUUCUCACCACCUCCCGCUGUCCUGACCCCUUUCAGGCUUCCUUUCUUUCCAGAUUGCCUCUUCCAGGAAGAACAGCCCAUUGCUGCCAGGGCCCCCCACUGCUUGCUUUGUAUUCCUGCCCCCGCCCCACCCCUGCCCCCUGAGCUGACAGAAAAAUACAACAAACUUACUAUAAA